Dioszegia hungarica is the source of this 1443-nucleotide messenger RNA. RefSeq names its product putative Non-translatable mRNA-binding protein. Bases 1 to 1443 code for a protein of 480 amino acids. NCBI's taxonomy places the organism in Eukaryota, Fungi, Basidiomycota, Tremellomycetes, Tremellales, Bulleribasidiaceae. The transcript is spliced from 4 exons. The record is from RefSeq and is a predicted model, not a curated record. Gene Ontology annotation, molecular function: RNA binding.
AUGGACGCCAACGGCACCUACACAGGCUUCGGCCUUACUCCGGCUCAACAAGCCGACACCCCCAAAAAGCCCCAUCUCUACAUCGGCAACCUCUCUCCCCGGGUCACAGACUACAUGCUCACCGAGAUCUUUGCCGUCGCUGGCCCCGUCGUCCAGGCCAAGAUCAUCCAGGACCGCACCUUUUCGCACGGCGGCUUCAACUACGGCUUCGUCGAGUAUGCGGAUAUGCGCAGUGCCGAGCAGGCACUCACGACGCUGAAUGGGCGCAAGAUAUUCGAUGCGGAAGUGAGGGUCAACUGGGCGUAUCAGAAUCAGACAAAGGAGGACACGCAGCAUCACUUUCACGUGUUUGUGGGGGAUCUCAGUCCGGAGGUCAACGACGAGGUGCUGAGCAAGGCGUUUGGCGCGUUUGGGACCAUGUCGGAGGCGAGGGUCAUGUGGGAUAUGAACACGGGCAAGUCGAGGGGGUAUGGGUUCUUGUCGUUCAGGGAAAAGCCAGACGCAGAGCAGGCUAUCCAAACGAUGAACGGCGAAUGGCUCGGCUCUCGCGCUAUCCGCGUUAACUGGGCCAACCAGAAAACCCAGACUGGCCGAGUCGGCGGAACGGGUGGACCUGGCGCACCUCCCGGACCCAGCGGCGGCGCCAGCCCCAGCAUGGGCAUGCCACCUCCCAUGGGCGGCGUAUCACCCAUGGCCUACGUCCCUCGCAAUCCCAUCGCCGCAACCCCCAUGGCCAUGCCGCCUCAACACAUGGGCAUGUCCCACUCGCCCGCUCCUGGCUCAUACCACACCGCCCCUCCCCUCCCAUUCGACCAAGUCCUCCUCCAGACCCCCGAAUACAAUACCACCGUCUAUGUCGGAAACCUCAUCCCAUACACUACCCAGGCAGACCUCAUCCCCCUCUUCCAGGGCUACGGCUACAUUGUCGAGAUCCGCAUGCAGGCGGACCGCGGGUUCGCGUUCAUCAAGCUCGACACGCAUCAGAAUGCCGCGCUGGCCAUUACACAGCUGUCAAACCAGCUCGUACAUGGUCGACCGAUCAAGUGUAGCUGGGGGAAGGACAAGGCGCCGGACGGGCACCCAGGUACAGGCGUUGCGGCUCCAGGGAUGACUGCGCCGCCUCAGGCCCCACAAGGACAAUACGGAAUGCCAGCAAUGAACUACCCAAAUUACUACAACUACAACCAACAACAGCAAUACACGUACGCCCAACAAGGCAUUCCCGGCCAGCCGGGAUCACAAGCUGGCGGACCUUCUUCUGCCGGCGCAGCACCAACGCCCGACUCGGCGCACCAAGCAUCCAUGUCUCCACAGUCUCAUGCAGUCACGCCGGGCGCGGGGGCGGGAUCGGGGGGAUGGGAUCAGGCGGCGCAGGCGGCUUACUACCAGACGGCAGGAUGGGGAGGGUACUAUGCACCCCAGGAGGGCGGGCAGACUCAAUGA